AUGAACACAGAGGAAAAACAAGAGCUCAAGUCAUCACAAGAUGAAACGAUGGGUAUGACAGCUUUUUUCAACUUAGAACUUUCACUAUAAGACUUACAUUCCAUACCGUAGGCUAAUAAUCUUUAUUGUUGCAAAAAGGAUGUUGUGCAUAGUGCAAUGGUCAUAAGUUGACUUACAAAAGAAAAAUGGUGGCCAAAAAAACGUAUACGGUUUGAGAUGUGUGUUAGGCUCUGUAUUAAAGACUAAGAUGGUGAUGGUCUCUUCACAGACAUUAGCAGCGCUGUGACAGAUGAGAGGCCACAGGCAGAGGAGGAGGAGGGAGGAGAAGAGGCAGGGCAGACACAGGGAGAGGAAGAGGAGGCCCCAGAGAAGAACUCAGAGAGUGGAAUGGAGUGCUCGGAACCCACAGGAAACGAAGGAAUGACAGGUACGAAACACACGUUGUAUGAGACGUGUCCUAAAUUGUUCAUGAGAACAUUGUCCCAAAACCAUGCUGUAUUGACUAGUUUGACCCACUUGCGUUCAAUACGCAACCGACCUAUGGGAUGAUAUGCAACAAGCCCUUGGGCGUAACAGAGGCUGCGAACAAAGGGGGUCAGACGCCCAGAUACUCUCUGGGACACAUUCAAAGUGUUAACCAGUCAUUGACUCCAUUGUACAGCCUGAGUUAGAGGAGUUGCUGGUAACACUUUAGUUUAAGGGUUUGUAAUAAACCAUUUAUAAACCAUUUAUUAAUCAUUCGUAAUUAUAAGUAUACAUACGUUUUUUUUUUACAGUCCCUAAUCUUAAGUGAGCGCUAUUUAUACUUUAUGUGUACUUUAUAAAUGUUUUGAGUGACCAGUGUAAUUUCUCACCAAAAGAUGGGCAGGCCAUUGGUAGACAUUCCUGCAGUACCUGGUAAAAGAAUAGACACACAACAUAUAUAUGUGUGUGAAUAACUAACUUACUAACAUUUACAGAUGUGGGAGUAAUGUUUUUUUUUUUAAUGGUGAGCAAACUGUUUUUAAAUGCCUUGUAAAUGGUUUAUUAUGGACCCUUAAAUAAAGUGUUACCGAUGUGCUGUAAGAUACAGGCUACUGGAGCUACUAUUGGAGGCCAUGCUCUUCCUUAUUUUAGUCUUUUGCCACAGCUACAUGGUGUAACCCUGUAUCUCUGCUUUUCUACUGAAGCACACCCCGCAGUUCACUGCUCUCAGGCCCUGGACUCUAUAUUUACAUUUUAGUCAUUUAGCAGACACUCUUAUCCAGAGCGACUUACAGGAGCAAUUAGGGUUAAGUGCCUUGCUCAAGGGCACAUCGGCAGAUUUUUCACCUAGUUGGCUCGGGGAUUAGAACCAGCGACCUUUCGGUUACUGGCACAAUGCUCUUAACCACUAAGCUACCUGCCUCUCUCUGUGCAAAGUUUCCAUCGCACCACUGAGCGCUUUGCAUGACAACCAAGCGCCGCUUUUCAGCACAUCUGCCACUGCUGAGACCACGGUGUGGUUUCUGGAUGGAAUAUAACUAAAGUCUCAACAAGGGUUGGUUGACACUCAGCAGGGACAGGCGUUGCAGGCCAGAGCCCAGGACUUGAGGUGUACACAGUUGCAGGUGUAGGAUAUACAGACUGUAGGACUUGGGGCAUAGCCUAUACACUGCAGGGCUUGAGGUUUACUUGUAGGGUAUGAGGUGCACAGUUGCAGGGUUUGGGGUAUACACUUGCAGGGUUUGGGGUAUACACUUGCAGGGUUUGGGGUAUACACUUGGCAGGGUUUGGGGUAUACCCUUGCAGGGUUUGGGUCUUAAACUUGCAAUGCUUGGGGAUGUAGGCCUACUCUUGCUGGGCUUAUUGGUGUGGGGCUGGGCGAUAUGGCCAAAAUAUCAUUUCACAAUAUUAUUCUCAUUUUUGACGGUAUGGCGGUAUUUUAUGGUAUUUUAUGUUUCUGAAUAAUACAAGUUUUAGGAGUAGUGCAUGACCAUAGAAUGGCCAACAAAUUCUGAUGGUUUUAUUCGCAAUCAAACUAGGACAAAACUGACAGUGAAGUAGUCCAAUUUGUUGAACUUUUACGUUAUUUAGCACUGUAUAAAAAUACCUUUAAAGACGGUAUUGUAAAAAUCCAUACCGGUAUGUGGGUAUUCACAAUAUAUUGCCCAGCCAUAUAUUGGUGUACAUUUGCUGGGUUUGAGUUAUGCACUUUUAGGACUUGGGGUGCACACUUGCAUGGUUUGGGGUAUACACUUCUAACUUGAAAGGCUAUGCUACACUUUUGGGGAGGCUAUGCUCUCAAUCUAUAUGUUCAGAAAAAGAUGAAGCAUGGUUGUUGUUUUCUUUUCUUUCCUUCAACGUUGACUGAGAGGUUUCUCUAUGCCACCUUGUCCUGCCCUGGUUAUGGUUUCUGAGCAUUGAAAGGAAAUGCCUUGCUGUUCUCUCCGAAGCACAUCUCCUAAAUCUUUCUCUGAAACUCUGCCUUGGCCUAAAUUAGACGUGCUAGUGUCAAUAUAUUAAAAUAUUCUAACCAUAAAUACAAAUGAAGAAUUGGAGAUGUGGCAUUUAUCACAGAGCCUUGUAGACGUUUCUGUCUGAUGCAUGGCCCCGUGGAGCUCUGCUAACCCAGCUAGCACAUUUGGUGCCUUGGGAAGUUAUAGGAAUUUAUAUUUUUGGUUUCACAUUGGUUGUGGGAACUAAGCCAUAUGUUUCCUCACCGGUGAAACUGAAAGUUUUUUAAACGUUCUGAGGACAUUUAUUUUUAAGUUGCAAGGAGGUUAUGAGAAUGUUUUACUCUGGUUCCUUGAAAGUUUUCCUGGGAGGUUUUAUUAAAGCUCUGAGAAUGGAAAUGAUCGGUUAUUUGAAGUUUUUUAAAAAACUUCCUUAAAGCUUUCACUUAAUGUUUCAAUAAGACUUAAUAACACUGCUAGCUUAUUGUGGGUUAACUUUUUUGAAAUCCAAGCACAGAUAGGACACAUGAAAAUGAAUUUCCUUAAGCAUUUAUCUUGCAAACACUUUUCUUUUUUAUUGUGACACGCCAUGAGUGAGAUUCAAAGUUGAAUGCACCAAUUUGUAAGUCGCUCUGGAUAAGAGCGUCUGCUAAAUGAUGUAAAUGUAAAUAAUCUUCUGUUCUUUAUCAAUAGAAUUAGUCCACUGCACCACCAGGAUGGAGCUAGCAUGCCAUGUUUUCUUUUUAAGCAUACAAAGCUGUUUAUUUUAGUUUAUUCAAACAGACCCCAUUUAAAAGAAAACAAGCACUCAUUAAUUAAGAUCAGGUGUGGCCAAUUAGUGGGCACGGCCAACACACCUGAACACACUUAACAAGAUAGAGGAUAGAGAGAGUUUUGUUGAUGCUGAGGAUGGAAUGUAAAUCUUUUUUAAUCUCUGAACGUUACAAAAGUUUUCUUGUGGUUUUUAUGGGACGUUUUCUUCACGUCCUGAAAACGGAAUGUAUGUUUUUAAAUAACAUUCUUAGAAUGUUCUUGUGGUUUUUAUGUAAAGUUUUCAUAACGUUCUCUGAACAAUUUGAGAACAUGUCUUUAAAUAGAACCAUGAGGAAACCUGUAGGAAACGUAAUUGCUGAAGUACUGAAAUUCUCACAGAAGAAUGUUGUUCCUUGAUGUUCUUGGAACAAUUUGAGAACAUUAUUUUAAAUGGAACCAUGAGGAAACCUGUAGGAAACGUUAUAUUGAAGUACUGAAAUUCCCACAGAAGAAAGUUGUUUCUUAAGUUUCUUAACAUUCUCGCAACAAUUUGAGAACAUUCCCAAUAUCAAACCAUUUGGAGAACAUUCCUAGAACAUUACCAACAUUUAAAUAAAAAGUAACCAUGUUUGAACUUUUAGGAAACAUUCUGUUAAAGUAGUGAAACACCAAGAAAAUAAUGUUUUUUUUGUCAAGUUCCUUAAAAUUUAGAAUUUUCCAAAGCCAAGCAACUAUCCUGCACCAUUCCCAGAAAGUUUUGGGAAGGUUGUAUGCAAAAUAAUCAUAGGACAACCAUGCUCUCACCAAGCUCCAAGAAACAUAUGGUUCUCAGAAUGUAUGUGCUAUCUGGGAAGCUUUUUGAUAUCCAUAUUUGUAGAAUCCUUUUAUUUGAACAGUGAGAGACAGAAUAACAACAAAAAAAUCCAGAAAAACACCAUGUCAAAAUGUUAUAAAUUGAUUUGCAUUUUAAUGAGGGAAAUAAGUAUUUGACCCCUCUGCAAAACAUGACUUAGUACUUGGUGACAAAACCCUUGUUGGCAAUCACAGAAGUCAGACGUUUCUUGUAGUUGGCCACCAGGUUUGCACACAUCUCAGGAGGGAUUUUGUCCCACUCCUCUUUGCAGAUCUUCUCCAAGUCAUUAAGGUUUCGAGGCUGACAUUUGGCAACUCAAACCUUCAGCUCCCUCCACAGAUUUUCUAUGGGAUUAAGGUCUGGAGACUGGCUAGGCCACUCCAGGACCUUAAUGUGCUCCUUCUUGAGCCACUCCUUUGUUGCCUUGGCCGUGUGUUUUGGGUCAUUGUCAUACUGGAAUACCCAUCCACGACCCAUUUUCAAUGCCCUGGCUGAGGGAAGGAGGUUCUCACCCAAAAUUUGCGGUACAUGGCCCCGUCCAUCGUCCCUUUGAUGUGGUGAAGUUGUCCUUGUCCUUUGCAGAAACACACCCCCAAAGCAUAAUGUUUCCACCUCCAUGUUUGACGGUGAGGAUGGUGUUCUUGGGGUCAUACGCAGCAUUCCUCCUCCUCCAAACACGGCGAGUUGAGUUGAUGCCAAAGAGCUCCAUUUUGGUCUCAUCUGACCACAACACUUUCACCCAGCUCUCCUCUGAAUCAUUCAGAUGUUCAUUGGCAAACUUCAGACAGGCAUGUAUAUGUGCUUUCUUGAGCAGGGGGACCUUGCGGGCGCUGCAGGAUUUCAGUCCUUCACGGCGUAAUGUGUUACCAAUAGUUUUCUUGGUGACUAUGGUCCCAGCUGCCUUGAGAUCAUUGACAAGAUCCUCCCGUGUAGUUCUGGGCUGAUUCCUCACCGUUCUCAUGAUCAUUGCAACUCCACGAGGUGAGAUCUUGCAUAGAGCCCCAGGCUGAGGGAGAUUGACAGUUCUUUUGUGUUUCUUCCAUUUGCGAAUAAUCGCACCAACUGUUGUCACCUUCUCCCCAAAGCGCUUGUGAUGGUCUUUACCCUUUCACCCUUUUUAGUCUAAAAUUGUCCCUGACACCCUUGGAGGCUCUUUGGUCUUGACCUAAGUUUGAUUAUUGAUUGUUUGCUUCUGUGGACAGGUGUCUUUUAUAAAAUAACAAACUGGAUUGGGGAGCACCCCCUUUAAAAGGGGCUCCAAUCUCAGCUCUUUUCCCUGUAUAAAAGCACCGGGGACCCAAAAUCUUUUGAUUGAGAGGGGGUAAAAAUACUUAUUUCCCCCUUAAAAUGAAAAUAAAUUUAUAACUUUUUGACAUGUGUUUUUUUGGUUUUUUUUGUUUUUAUUUUUUUCCCCAUGUUCAAAUAAACCUACCAUUAAAAUAGACUGUCAUUUUUUUGUAGUGGGCAAACGAAAAAUCACAGGGGUAAAUACUUUUUUCCCCUUAAGUUUUAAACAUACCAACAUUUUUCUUUAAACAUGGGGAAAAUACAACUUUCGGGCUUAAAGUGCAAUCAGCAGUUGAAACAUUAACAAAGCGGCCUCACCAACCCUGGUUCGGUUAAAAGCUGAGGGAUGGGGCUGGAGAAAUGUAAUCACUCUCAAAUUCAUAGACAGAGCUAAGGAUGCAAGGAUUUGACCAUCCAUGAUAUCAAAAUUAUAGUUUUGACCAUGUUUUGAGGCUAAUAGUUUACAUUUCUUUGUUUCAAAUUUGGAGUAAAACAAGUUAUUUUGGGUUCUGAUGGGUUACGACAGUUGAACUAAGCUCAUGAGGCAUUUUAAGUUAAUUCUUCAGAACAAUGGGUACAUAUCAUUAUUAUAAUCCAAAAAGAUGUAGCAACUGCUGAUUUCCCCUUAGUUAGUAUCUGUUUAGAAACCAGUCAGCUGUAUCAAACUAAAGUUUAAAAUAGUUUGAACAAUUACGAUCAGUACCCAGAUGAAAGAAGUCAUUGAACUUGAUGAAGAGGAAAAGAGAAGCAAGGGUACAGAAAAAUAAAGGGGAAAGGGGAGAGAAAGUGAAUUCCCCUUAAAGCCAGCCGUCUCUUUAAACCAGUCACUGAGAACAGGCCAAAACGCCUUUACAAUUCGUUUUACCACCACAACAUCAGAACUAGUUCAGUUCAAUUACCAGGUGCUCUGAAGUCCUAUACCAGGAGGGAUUGUGUACAACCCAGCCCCCUGUAGUCCCAAACGUCCCUGUGAUUGCUGGGGGGAAAAUUAGACGACAAUGGUUUAGUUCCAAGAUUAGUUCAAUAAACAUGACAGCGUUCACUUGAUGACACAUUUAUACGAGCAGCUCUACGUUACUUACCCUACGGAUACAUAAAUGAAAUCUGUAAAAAAGUACAUCCCCAAGGGUUUCCUAGACGUUCUGGCAAUUCAAGUGUCCGAGAGCAUAUUCAGUGACAGUACUACCACCUGAAUCCUUCCGACGCAAGCUCACUAAGCAGGCAGCUCAACUGUGACGUCUGUGGCCUGUCCUGCGUCAGCAUCAAUGUGCUGCUCGUGCACAAGCGAAGCCACACCGGUGAGUAGCACAGCCAAACCAACCUUGCUGAUUGUUUGUUUGAUAAACUUAGUAGAUCAAGGUGUUUGAUUGAAAGAUUUGUGUUUCAAUAUAUAAAGUGACUCAUGCGUUACACUUUGAAUUGACACAUUUGACUUUACAUGCACUCUACAUUACUUGCCCUAGUACUGAUUACAUGCAAUUUCAACAUCUGCUAUAACACAGUAAUUACUAUUCACUCAACGGUUUGCUUUAUUAGACGUGUGGAACAAACCAAGUGUUCCUCAUAUUCAGUUACAGUACUACUGAGAAAUACCAGUUAACGUACCACAGUAGCUCAACUACAGUAUAUGCUACAUAACUACUGUAUCAGUAAGUCUUGGCAGUGUUGACAGAGUUUCUCCAUGACAUAGGAUCCCUGUGUUUUGCCCUAUACCCAGGUGAACGUCCGUUCCACUGCAACCAGUGUGGUGCCUCCUUCACCCAGAAGGGAAACCUGCUUCGCCACAUCAAACUGCACUCAGGGGAGAAGCCCUUCAAGUGUCCCAUGUGCAGCUACGCCUGCCGCAGACGAGACGCCCUCAGUGGACACCUGCGCACUCACUCAAGUACCUAUCCACCAUCUGUGUGCCACCUGCGUUUACAUAUGUAUAACCACACAUGCACAGACACAUGCAUAAUAUAAUAACACAAACUCAAGUAUUUUCCACCUGUUCGCACUUACUGUACAAAAUAUAUGCGUACACAUGCAAACACACACACACACACAGGUACCUAUAACCAGUCUGCACACAGUGAUUUAGAUAUACCACUUCAUGUUUACAUUUACAUUUUAGUCAUUUAGCAGACGCUCUUAUCCAGAGCGACUUACAGUUAGUGUAUACAUUAUUAUUUGUUUAUUUUUUUCAUACCCCCUGUGGGAAUCGAACCCACAACCCUGGCGUUGCAAACGCCAUGCUCUAUCAACUGAGCUACAUCCCUUGGGCCUGUCAGUGACGUUCAUUUAAAGGAGGUUCUUGCAGAGAUCGUAGUUAACCCAUUAUUUAACUACAGCCUCAGUAAGCAAAGUGUACAGUGCCUUGCAAAAGUAUUCAUCCCCCUUGGCGUUUUUCGUAUUUUGUUGCAUUACAACCUGUAAUUUAAAUUGAUUUUUAUUUGGAUUUCAUGUAAUGGACAUACACAAAAUAGUCCAAAUUGGUGUUACUUGUUUCAAAGAAUUCUAAAAGAUCAAUAACGGAAAAGUGGUGUGUGCAUAUGUAUUCACCCCCUUUGCUAUGAAGCCUCUAAAUAAGAUCUGGUGCAACCAAUUACCUUCAGAAGUCACAUAAUUAGUUAAAUAAAAUCCACCUGUGUGCAAUCUAAGUGUCACAUGAUCUCAGUAUAUAUACACCUGUUCUGAAAGUCCCUCAAGGAAAACGCUAUGUCUGGCGCAAACCCAACACCUCUCAUCACACCGAGAAACCAAACCCACAGUGAAGCAUGGGGGUGGCAGCAUCAUGCUGUGGGGAUGUUUUUCAUCGGCAGGGACAAAGCCCAGACCUCAAUCCAAUUGAGAAUCUGUGGUAUGACUUAAAGAUUGCUGUACACCAUCGGAACCCAUCCAACUUGAAGGAGCUAGAGCAGUUUUGCCUUGAAGAAUGGACAAAUAUCCCAGUGGCUAGAUGUGCCAAGCUUAUAGAGACAUACCUCAAGAGACUUGCAGCUGUAAUUGAUGCAAAAGGUGGCUCUACAAAGUAUUGACUUUGGGGGGGUGAAUAGUUAUGCACGCUCAAGUUUUCUGUUUUUUUGUCUUAUUUCUUGUUUGUUUCACAAGAAAAUAUAUUUUGCAUCUUCAAAGUGGUAGGCAUGUUGUGUAAAUCAAAUGAUACAAACCCCCAAAAAAUCAAUUUUAAUUCCAGGUUGUAAGGCAACAAAAUAGGAAAAAUUCCAAGGGGGGUGAAUACUGUAUGAUGGUUUGAAGUGGGAGUUUGUAGUUUUAACUGAAGCUCUUGUCUCACAGUAGAGAAGCCCUACAAGUGCAACCACUGCGGUCGCAGUUACAAGCAGCGCAGCUCCCUUGAAGAGCACAGAGAGAGGUGCCAUGUGUACAUCCAGAACAAAGGCAACGCUGAGAGAGGUGAGAGGCCCUGGAACACUCCUACAUACCCUCUGUUACACACACACACACAAACACACACACACUUACACAAACGCACUUCAGACAUACACACAUACACACUUUACUCUUUACUCAUGCAAACACACACACACACACACACACACACACACACACACACAUACAUACAACAUUCACAGGCACUCACUUACUCUGCUCACACAUUUGUGCACACACCCAUACACACAUACACAUUUGCUGGCUGCAGAGUUGUGUAGCUUCAUUUAAGUUCAUGGUCGUAAGUUACCCCACCAUUAGAGCUAAAUAGGUUGUGGCUGUUGCGGUGGGAGACGUUGUGUUGUAAGAAAACCAGCGGGGAAGUCAGUCAGAAGAGAUGUAGGACAAAUGUCUCGGGUGUUGUGUUCUGACUGCACCCCCCCCCAAAGUCUGUUUGGCUGCCAUGGUGGACAGCCAGGACGGUUGCGACACAAACAAUGCUGUGUUGUUUUGUGGUCGGUUGAAUGUCGUAAGUACGGCAGAUCGGUAGCGUGUGUGGUGAGGAAGCACAUCCUCGACCUGCGGUCUUCCUCCUGCAGGCCUCAGUAGUCGAUGAGGCAAAACACCAGGAAGUGAGGUCACAGGGCUCGUUAUCUUGGCUGCAAUACAUUUUUCCUUGGUUCCUCCGAGCGUGAGUUUAGUCAUUUUGUUUGUUAGUUCUGUAAAAGAAAAAACGAAUUUCACAAUCUCAAAUGCUCGAGGCAGUGGACAGUUGCAGCACAGUGGACAAAAAGCACACACUGUGUCCUUACUGUACCUCUGUACUGUUAAGAGACCUCUCUCUCUCUCGUUCUCUCUCUCUCUCUCUCUCUCUCUCUCUCUCUCGUUCUCUCUCUCUCUCUCUCUCUCUCUCUCUCUCUCUCUCUCUCUCUCUCUCUCUCUGUGUCUCUCAGCCGGUGAGGACACCCACGUGUCCAGGACUACUCACAUGGGCGCGGAGCGCGCUCUGCUGCUUGACAGGCUGGCGAGCAACGUGGCCAAACGCAAGAGCUCCAUGCCACAGAAGUUCACUGGUAAGACCAGUCUGACUCAUUCCUCACUGACAGUUCAACUGUCUUGCAGGUUGUGACCUUGGAAGGGUUAACUAGGCAUGGGCGAGUGUGUGGGCGGUAAAAGCUGCGGGUGUUUUUUUUAAUAGAUAUAAUAAUUCAAACAAAAUUAGGAAUUGCAAUUUUGAUUUGAUGAUUACUUUGUGACUAGACUGAUGAUUGCUUAUUCUUUUGAGAAAUUGCUCAUUUGGUAAUUUAAUAGAAAUGUGAUUCAUUGUAUGUCUUUGUGUAAUGGGUCUCUGAUUACUGGCUUCAUUGCUGCACCUGUCAGAUUAUUUUUACCAUAAUCUGACCCCUUGCUACUUGUUGUUGUUGCUGCUGCUACUGCUGCUAUUAUUGUAUUAGUGUUUACUGUCAGUUGCAUUUAAUUUAAACAAAUGUGAGUUUUAAUGAUUUAAGAAAAAGUGUAUCAUAUCGUUGUCUGUCUAAGCUACAUGUCUGUCUGUCUGUCUCUGUCUGUCUGUCUGUCUGUCUGUCUGUCUGUCUGUCUGUCUGUCUGUCUGUCUGUCUGUCUGUCUGUCUGUCUCUCUCCCUGUCUGUCUGUCUCUCUCUCUGUCUCUCUCUCUGUCUCUCUCUCUGUCUGUCUCUCUCUCUGUCUGUCUGUCUCUCCCUGUCUCUCUCUCUGUCUCUGUCUCUGUCUCUGUCUCUCUCUCUGUCUCUCUCUCUCUGUCUCUCUGUCUCUGUCUCUGUCUCUGUCUCUGUCUCUGUCUCUGUCUCUGUCUCUGUCUGUCUCUGUCUCUGUCUCUGUCUCUGUCUCUCUCUCUCUCUCGCUCUCUCUCUCUCUCUCUCUCUCUCUCUCUCUCUCUCUCUCUCUCUCUCUCUCUGUCUCUCUAUCAAUGCAGUUCUCCUGUCCCCACUUGCUUUGCUUGCCAAGCAGGAAUUCAGGGCAGAACGCCAGCCUCAUCUGCUGCACUGCACCAUAGGGUGGUAGACCACUGCCCUAAUUUCUCUGCCUGAUGUAUAUGGUAUAUGUUAGGUGGGUUUGGUUAACCACGCAUAGGAAUAGAAUGCCAUUAACAUGAAGCAAUCGAGGGAGAUGUGCAUUUUGCACACUGGAACUCUCUCACACACAAACGGACAAGUAUAAACAUCCAAGUUGUAGUGCUUCAUUGAAACUAAUACACUGCUACUACUGCUGUGUGUUUGAAAACUGUCAGUUUCAGUAAAUGAGUGAUUUGUCAUCACGUUGACUUCCCAAACCCAAGUGCGGUGUACCCAUUUCCAAUACCCAGGUCACACAUUCUUGUUAAGCGUCUCCGCUGAUCAUGAAGUGUUUAGUUUCGGAAUUCGAGUCGCUGCAAAAAAACAGCAAGCGUCUGGGCUAAAGAGAUCCUCCUAUCACCCAUCACCCUGACAAAUGAACUGAAAUCUUGCAAUAUGACGACCACAGGAGGAAAACAGAAGUGGUGUGUUCGACCACAGAGUUAGAAAAACAGGCGAGAGCGCGAAACGUGAGCAGAUGCCUCCGUCUCCUCUUGUGGUGGAGAAGCAGCUGUUGCAGUGGAGACGGAGAGUCCUCUUCGUCUCCUCCUCGUCUCUGUGACUGAGUCCUAAAUGGCACCCUAUUCCCUAUAGUUCACCAAAUGUCACCCUAUUCCCUAUGUAGUGCUCUAUAUGGGGAAUAGGGUGCCAUUUGGGACGCAGAUUCUCUGUCCUCUCACACCCUCUCAGUGUUCGUUCUGUGGUAGGAAACUCGUUUAUCUACAGGGUCAGCGGCUGCCUGCUAGUUCGCUAUUGUACUAGCUAUCAAGAUUUCAAUUGUACAGAAUGUGCUUUUUUUCUCAAAGUGCGACCAAGCUUGCUCUUUUGCUGCUGAAGCUCCUUAGUUAGUGCAGGUGCCUAUAUUGUGGCUCCCUCUCCACUGUACGUCUCUGGCUUUUUUCUGAGAGUGAAAUGGUUACUGCAGAGCCAUUUAUAUAGAGAUAUAUGUAUAUAUAUAUGGCCAUAUGUGUAUAUAGAGAGAGAUAUACAGUUUAUAUAUUUUUGGCUCUGGGUUAGUGGCCCCACCUGCACAGUGCUGAGUGAGUGAGUGCUGAGGCGUCUCUCCCUGUGUGGGUGAUCCAGGGGACAACGGUGUGUGUCUGGACCUGAGCUUCAACAGGGAGCUGAUCCACCGCUCCGACGUCAUGGACCCUCCCCUCACCUCCCCAGGACCCGAGAACCACCACAGCCACCAGCCCCUCUACACAGGCCGGGACCCUGACUCUGCCUCCCCCCACAGGGCCUCCUACCCCAUCCCCCUGAGCCGCGCUGACAUGAGCCCCCUGGCCCUCACCAAUGGUCACAAACUGGAGCAGCAGCAGAGCACCGGUCUCGCCUACCUGCCCCGGCCCAGCCAGGGCCACUCUAGCCUGGACUCACUCCACACCGAUCGGGCCCAGCUCUCCCAGCCUCUCAUCUACAGCCUGGGGCACCUGCUGGGGCCCAGUCCUCACAACAGCCUCCCGCACCCCCAUGCCCAUGCCCAUGCGCUCAACAUGCCCCCCCUAGAGGCUCUGAGGGUGGUAAGGGGCGAGGGGGAGGUAGGGGUUGGGGUAGGUACAGGGGCGGGGGCAGUGUACCCCUGUGUUCACUGCAGGGUUUGGUUUCUGGACUACGUCAUGUUCACCAUCCACAUGGGCUGCCACGGCUUCCGUGACCCACUGGAGUGCAAU
Molecule: messenger RNA, 12439 nt
Organism: Coregonus sp. 'balchen'
Lineage: Eukaryota; Metazoa; Chordata; Actinopteri; Salmoniformes; Salmonidae
Source: the annotation of a GenBank genome assembly